Saccostrea echinata is the source of this 2205-nucleotide messenger RNA. Its product is annotated as BMP and activin membrane-bound inhibitor homolog. Lineage: Eukaryota; Metazoa; Mollusca; Bivalvia; Ostreida; Ostreidae. Gene Ontology annotation, cellular component: plasma membrane; signaling receptor complex. The record is from RefSeq and is a predicted model, not a curated record. The transcript has 3 exons. Gene Ontology annotation, biological process: protein phosphorylation; cellular response to growth factor stimulus; cell surface receptor protein serine/threonine kinase signaling pathway. Gene Ontology annotation, molecular function: ATP binding; transmembrane receptor protein serine/threonine kinase activity. Bases 323 to 1183 code for a protein of 286 amino acids.
CUCGACUGCUCGCGUAAGCGGAUCGACUGACAAGCCAAAAACUGUAUAGACAGCCUAGUAAAACGGCCAUGUAGAAUUCUUCAGCGUGUCUUUUUGUGUUUUUCACUGAUAAAAAUCAUGUCAUAAUAGAAUCCUGUGGAUGUAAAAGUAACAUGGCGACAAGAGCUCGGAUCAGAGAGCCGAUACAUCGUCAACACUGAGGAUGGCAGCGGAGUGAAAAAUCCAAAAUCCCUCAUGCUCCGGUCAUACUCAAUCGACAUGUCCAUGUGUGCCGGAUAAAUAUAGUGUUCAUGUAAACAUUGAAUUUUAUUCACUGAUUUGGAUGAUACAGAAGAUGUAUUUCUCGGAGACAAUAUUGUCCUUGUUUGUCAUGCAGUGCUUUCUGGCGAUCAAUGUGAACGCCGAGAUACGGUGCAGAUGUAACGAACCCGAGUGUGUCAGCUCAGGAACACAGAUUUGUAAAUCGUCAAAUAUCAAAAUGUGUUACGUCAUGAAAACCUUCGAUGGCAGUACGCCCCGAUACUCACAAGGGUGUAUGGACGCAUUAGUCAAGAACAAAAAGUAUAAAAAUAUAUGUGACACAAAAAGUGAAACACAAACUUACGAGAACUUUGUGAAGUACCACCAUGAGCCAGUGGUGCAUUGUUGUAGCAAGGAUUUGUGCAAUUAUAAUAUCGUGAUGAACGUUCCUCCCAAUAGAACAUUGGUUAAACCAGAGCCGGUAAGCCCUGGACUACCAGAAUACAAUUUUCCACAUUCCAUCCCAGAAGACACUAGAUCCGCCAAUCAAGACAAGGAUUUGUGGUUCAAAGCGGCAGUCAUAGCCGUACCUAUAGCAGGAGGAUUCAUUUUAGUUUUACUAGUAUUGCUGGCGGUGCGCAUGCUCAGAGCAGACACACGACGCCAGAGACAAUUUAUAGAAUUUCGAAGGGAGAGAACCAGUUUAACUAAAUCACAUCUGUAUGUCACAGAUCGCUUUAGUGAAAAAGUAGGGCGGACUUCGCCAUUGUUUGGCGGAAUGCAUAAUCCACUAUGCAAAGACCCUUUAAUUAAUAAUUCUCGAAUGAAAAAGGAUGGAAAACUCUAUGAGAAAGUGAAUACGAAACCGGAAGUUCAUCGUGCGCAGACGCCGAUCAUAAUAUGGGGUAAACCAUCUCACAGAGAUUUUGCGACUGUGGUUUAACAAUAUAUGUGAGAUGUUCUCCUUCCUUUUGUCUUUCUUUAAAGGGUGUUACGAACGGAGCUAUUGUGCCUUCUAUAUUUUGUGACACCAUAAUGACCGAAUGGCGACUAUAAAAAUAGUCCCCAGAACAGCAAGACUGAAAAUAUGUAUGUUGAUUAUGAGUGCUCUAAUUAUUAUUAUUUGGUCCAAACUUUAGCCAUGUAAUGGCAUGUCAUCAUAGUCCAUCCGCAUUAAUAUUUAUCACGAAAAGCAAAAGAAUUAGUCCUUACUGUCUACUUAUACACAGUUCAUACACAUUGUUGAAGUGUAAAGUAUUCCCUUUGGGGCUUAAAUUUGAAUAAUUUUAACGCUGUAAUAUACAGUGUAAUUUAAGCAAAGGAAAACAAAAUUUCUGUUUUACGAAAGCACCACAUAGCGUUUAAGAAUUUCUGAUAUGAAAUUUGGAUGGACUCUAAAAAUGUAGUUAUGUAUGUAAAAGGAAUGCUGGGGCGCGUUAGAUUGGGCACUGUGUGCCAUCUUUAUGCAUUUUUGACAAAUGUGUCUUUCACAUGUAUUUUCCCUCAUCUAUCAUAGAAUAAAUGUGUCUGAAUGCUACAAAUAGCAGAUUGUCGUGACUUGCGUGAGAGUACUGCCAUGCUGGAGAAUUUUUUUUUUUUUAAAUCGGAAACUUUAUAAACGCUUUCUGGUUUUUCCCCCGUUAAACAACCUCAGCAGCAAAUGUUUCUUUAUUUUCUCGAUGCUCUAACAAUAAUUUAAUCAUUCUUUUGCAUUUUAACACAAAGCGUAUUUUGUUAUUAUUUACAUUUUUAACAACUAUUUUAUCUUAAAUUAUUUAUUUUUGUCUAAUGAUUAAAAACAGUUAAAGGACGAGUGUUGUAGGUGAAUAUGGUGUGUCUGUGUGUGUAUCUGUUCAUCUUUAAUUGUUGAACUAUCUCAUUUUUUUGUUGUUGACUACAAAUUUGUAUCUUUAAAACAAAUUCUUAUUUAUUUGAGUUCAAAAAAUUAAAAUUGUUGUUUCAAAA